Messenger RNA from Cimex lectularius (bed bug), 1132 nucleotides. RefSeq lists its product as uncharacterized. The transcript is spliced from 2 exons. The coding region runs from base 101 to 874 and encodes 257 amino acids. Lineage: Eukaryota; Metazoa; Arthropoda; Insecta; Hemiptera; Cimicidae. Gene Ontology annotation, biological process: intracellular signal transduction. The record is from RefSeq and is a predicted model, not a curated record.
UUAAAUAGUCUGUUUUUAUUCAAGAACAUGUGCUAGAAGUUAAUUUUUGUCAAAAAUAAAAAUUUUUGGGUUCCAAAAUCUUACAAAAUUUAUCGUGUAUAUGUUUCACAAUACAUUAUUGUCCGAUUCAAUGGAGGAAGACUCGUUCAAAUGGAGGGCUAAGAACAGGAUUUCGGCGAUAGAGAAGAUAUUUUCAAUAGCCAAAGGUGACAUGGGGAAAGUGACCUUGGCCGCAAGAUGCGCCUUGCAAGCGUACAGGGAAACCGGAUGUACCGAAGUCAUCUACAUAGCCCUCACCAUCCUUGCCAAGCUUAAAAUACACGACCGGGAGCUCGUAGGAAGCAUCAUGGACGUCCUGUUUUCCAUAAAAGGCAACUUCCUCUGCCUCUUCUCGCACACGGUUUUCAAAGACGACGGUUCAGCGUACGGUCUUCUGGACGACGAGGAGUCCUCCGAGUACUUCUUGACGGUCGUCGGCGAUCGCUGCUACGAAGUCGGAAAUGACAUAAUUCGUUUUAUAGACGUUCCCGUUGGAGGACUGACCCUAGCCGCCAUUUCAGCUUAUAUGGGAUCCACCUCCGCCGUUCAUCUCUUUCUCCGACAUGGAGCGGAUCCUCAGAAGAUACUUCGCGUGAUCAAGUUUCCCCCGCUUCCGGGUCGGAUGGCGAUCGCGCGGUUGGUAGCCCGUUCCACCCCAUACCCGGGUAAAGAACUUCGAAGCCUAUUGGACCUUCCCAACCCUCCAACCCUUAAACAUCUGUGUAAAUUUGUUAUAAGAUAUCGGUUGAUGUUAAACAACUUUCUUCCAAUAGGGAUUGGUUCCUUGCCGUUAUUCCGCCAGUUGCAAAGGUACAUUGAUUUGCUGGAAGACUGAAAUUACAUUUUUGCUUUUUUUUACCUAAAUAUAUUUUUUGGAGUUUAACAUUUGUUUUUGCCUGUUUGUGAGCGAGCGGAAUUGCGAUAACUAAUAUACCGAUAUAACCAAUAUUGGUUCAACAAAUCAUCUGCUUCUCUCUACCCCUUGGCUUUCGUUCAAGACGUUUUGUAAGGCAUUCCAAUAAAUUCAACUUACCAUAAGCUAAAAAAAAAGGUUGGCUUAUCAUAAUAUUUAAAUUUUAUUUCUUCAUCAUUC